This is a messenger RNA of Prunus avium (sweet cherry), 1093 nucleotides long. RefSeq lists its product as uncharacterized. NCBI's taxonomy places the organism in Eukaryota, Viridiplantae, Streptophyta, Magnoliopsida, Rosales, Rosaceae. Gene Ontology annotation, molecular function: S-adenosylmethionine-dependent methyltransferase activity. The record is from RefSeq and is a predicted model, not a curated record.
AAAAGCUUAGGAGUCAGGAGAGGAAGAUGACAUAUGUCUAUGCGUCAGCUUUAGUGAGUUAAAAGAUGCCUCAUCUUCUUCUCUUGUUUCAUUAUUUCAUACAGAGAGAGAGAGAGAGAGCGAGAGAGAGUGAAAGAAAUGGCAGGUUUGUUUGACAAACAAGCAGAUGUGUACUUGGAUGGAAGGCCAACUUAUCCCAAGGAAUGGUAUUCCAAGUUAGCAGCUCUCACCCCUCACCACACUCUAGCCUGGGAUGUUGGAACAGGCAAUGGCCAAGCCGCCAUAAGUGUUGCUCAGCACUAUGAACAAGUGAUCGGAACCGAUGUGAGUGAAUCCCAGCUGCAGCAUGGAAUACCGCAUCCUCGGGUUCGAUAUGCCCACACGCCAUUGAACAUUACAGACGAGGAAGUAAUAGCCUUGGUAGGUGGUGAAGAUUCAGUUGACUUGGUGACUGUGGCUACAGCUGUGCACUGGUUCGACCUACCAAAGUUUUACAAUCUUGUUUCACGUCUUUUGAAAAAGCCAGGAGGUGUAUUGGCUGUUUGGACCUACGGCGGUGGCAUUGAAGUAAGUCCAACAUUUGAUCCUGUUAUGAAGCGAUUUCAUGACACAACACUUCCCUUUUGCGACAAUAGAGCUCAGUAUGCGUUUGAUGGCUAUAAGACACUUCCAUUUCCUUUUGAAAGUGUCGCGGGUUUCGGAUGCGAGGGGAACCCGUUGCCACUGGACAUUCCGGCAAAGCUGUCAUUUGAAGGGUUUUUGAAGUUUCUGAGGUCAUGGUCUGCAUUCACUACAGCCAAGGACCAAGGUGUGGAUUUGUUACCUGAAAAGGUGGUUAAAGAGUUUGAAGCUGCUUGGGGUGAUUCUAAAUUGGUCAGGUCUGUCAGCUACAAGGCUUUUAUGCUUGCUGGAAAAGUUAAGCUGUGAAGCCUGUGAUAUUAUUAUUACGCAUAUUGAAUUUGAAACAGAGAGUGGGAAAGUGGGGAUUGAUAAGGGUACGUAGGAGUUGCUUAAAUAAAACAUGUAGUUUGAUUUUCUGUUGAGUUUCCGACUUCAUUGCAACAAAUAAAAAUAUCGCACCCUCAAGAAUAUC